AAUUUGUAUUUUGCAGCUCAUUUUAACAACACAUAUAAAGCAAUGCGAAGUGAAAAGUGAUGAGACAGAAAUGCAAAGUUGAUAAAACGCUUUGUGGAACACUUUGCACACUCACUUUGCAAGAGAGUGCAAAGACUUUGCCAAUAAAGCGCAAAGACUUUGCACUGAGCGGAAAGAGCGUAAGUCUUUGCCAAAAUAUGCUCAAUGCAAAGUGAGAUUCGCAAAGAAUAUUGUGGAACAGAAACGCUUUUCACUUUGCAGUACAAUAUCAAUUGAUAAGUGCAAAGUGAAAAGUUGUUUUGUGGAAUAGGGCCCAGAUAAAUUACUGCAUGUUCUACUGUACAACCUUGCAUCUUAUAAACGGUCGACGCUCAAAUCAGUAUGCUAUUUAAAUGUCACUAAAACUAGUUUUAUAUAGAUAUUGCAUAUUUUUGGUGAGCUGCUUAAACUUACUGUCGCCUUCCUACAGUGUCUCUCAAAUAUUCUACGUUUCAGUACUACUUAAAAAAGUUACAAACAUACAUACAUACAUACAUACAUACAAGUGAAGCUAAUAAAAGCGUAUUAAAAAUAAGAAAAAGGGUAAACAGGACGGCGCUCUAAUAGUGUUUAGGAUUAUUUACGUUAGUUUUAAGUUUAUUUUCUAAUAAUGUUAAGUCUGAUCUGGCAAUACUGUUUUAUCUAAGCUUUCUAUUUCUCAUCUCUCUUUUAUCAUACAUUUCUGUUUGUUAUUAUCUUUGUUUGUUAAUAUUUCGAAGUUACGGUAUUUGAAAUUCCUUUGAAUACCGGAGGACAUGUAUGUAAGAAUCUCUUCUCUGAUUGUAACUUAGUGCAGAUGGUACUCAUCUUAAUAAAGCGUUGAGAACUCUACCCGCUGGUAAAAUUAAUUAUUUAACAUUUUGGUGCCUCCUGUGAGGAGAAAUAUUUUUAAAUUUUUUGUAAUUGUUUGUUAUUGCGAUUGUGUGGUUUCAUGGCGGAACUUCAUUGGCGAUCAUCGGCGGUGAAAGCAAUAAAGCGCAUACAUGCACGUGUCUCGGAUGGUGCCAUGGAAAGCCGUGAUGUAUUUCAUCUCCAACAAGAGCUUAAAUCGCUUGAAUCGUAUUUUGAGCGUUUCAUGGAGAACCAUAAUCGUUUGGUUGGAGGAGCUACGUCCACCGAGAUGGGGCCACAUGAUGCACUUUUGAAAUAAGUAGAGGAGCUGUAUACUGCGGCAUGUAGCAGACUUAAUCGUCUCAUCGCAUCGUCAAGGGUUGAGUCUAAUGUCGCUGACGGAACGCGGAAUUGCCCUACGACAUCUCUGGAUGGGCAUUUAGUUGACCUCAAAUUGGACCCGUGGUACACAAUUCUACAUAUCCAGAAGCGUUUAAGUUGGGAAAACUUCGGCAGGCGGUAAAUGCGGCUACUGUUCCUUUAGUUGGUGGAAUAUAUUCAGGUGGCUAUCAGGAGGUUUGGAAGGCUCUCAAGGACCGCUAUGACAACAAAAAGCAGCUAGCGGAAAUACACGUAUCCCAUUUUCUUAACCUCAAAACAACUACCCACGAGUCAUCGCAGUCGUUACUGGGUAUUGUGGAUACGGUCCAUGAGUCGCUGCGUGCAUUGCGUGUUAUGGACAUCCCUAUAGAUCAGUGGGACGCAUUGGCAGUACCAAUCGUGGUGGCUAAGCUUCCAGCGGUAACUAAGCGCGACUGGUGUAUGAGGUGCUCAACUACAGAAAUACCCCAGCUAGAAGAUUUAUUGAAGUUUCUGGAAAGACGUGCUCAUAGCCUAGCUCCUGAACCAUCGGUCUCACUAACGGCUUGCCGUCAGCAACGACCACUAAGGGCGCAUGUAGCUACCACGGAUGCCGCUCUGUGUGCUCAUUGCGGGUUAGCGCAUCGGCUUGCCAAGUGUCCAGCAAUAUUGGCUCUUAGUAUGGAGCAACGAUUUGAAGCUCUUAAGAGAUUGAAAUUGUGUUACAACUGUUUACGUUCGAGUCAUUCCUAUCGUCAGUGUUCGUCUGGUAAUUGUCGAAAUUGUGGACGCAAGCAGAACACAAUCCUAUGUCGAGACAAGGUCAACAACACGUCAACGUUUUCUUCUACAACUACGUCAGCCGUAUGCAAUGAGGUACCUGCGGAGGUGCCGACAGCCACAAUAGCAUGACUACCCGCACCAGCAAAGCCUCUCGCUGCCAAUCCAAAGCCGAUAACUCUUUUAGCAACAGCGCGUGCAUAUGCCUUUGGAAAAGCAUCGGUGCAGCGAGUGGCACGUGUUCUGUGUGAUCCCGGAUCACAGGUUAGCUUUAUAACGGAUCGUCUAGCAAACUGUUUGCAGCUAUAUCGACGAAAAUGUGACUUGAUGGUAGAAGGUGUAGGUGCGACCAUCAAUACUCGAGUGAAAGGCAGCGUUACGUUCACUCUGAGAUCAACAACAUCUAAUUUUGAAAUGCGAAUUGACGCCUUGGUUUUAGCGUCCAUUACUUCACCGACUCCAGCAGUGAAGAUUGACAUGAACCAAUGGCCAUACUUGAGAGGCAUAGAUUUGGCGGACAACCAGUUUGGUACGCCUGGAAUUAUCGACGUUCUAAUUGGCCCGGACGUGUAGGGGCGUCUCAUAGAGGGUGAAGUCAUCGGUGGAAGACCAGACGAACCUUUUGCCCAGCGUACCCGCUUCGGAUGGGUGGUGUUUGGUCCAGCAGCAGUGACCCUUCCUGCAAAGGAAUCAUUGCUCACACUCACCACUUCGCUAGACAGGGAGGACCACCGGUUGGAGGAACUGGUGUCAAAGUUCUGGCAAAUGAAAGAAAUAGCGGUGGUAGACAAUCUGCCAGAAAACGAGUGUGAGCAGAUUUUCGAUACCACCCCAGACGGCCGUUAUAUGGUACAGUUACCCUUACGGCGAAAGGCAACGGAACUGGGUGACUCGUACACACUGGCAUUACAGCAAUUUCAUAGACUAGAGCGUCGUAUGGUUGCGGAUCCAGUCCUUAGAGAAAACUAUAUUUCAUUUACGAGGGAGUAUGCAGCACUAGGUCACAUGGAGACAGUACAACCACCUUACAAUCACACCAAUUGCUACUACAUUCCACAACAUGCGGUUACAGCUAAGUUCCGCGUAGUGUUCAACGCAUCGGCACCUACCAGCACUGGAAUCUCACUGAACGAUGUCCAACUGGUAGGUCCAAUGCUUCAGGAUUCGUUGAGUAGUAUUCUUUUACGUUUCCGACGCUAUCGAGUGGCAAUAACAGCAGAUAUAGAGAAGAUGUUCCGGCAAGUGCUGGUUGCACCUGAACAUCGCGACUAUCAGCGAAUUAUAUGGCGUGAGUCUUCUGCAGACGAUAUCCGAGUAUAUCGCCUGAAGACUAUCACAUAUGGUAUGGCAUGCAGUCCUUACAAUGCAGUACGAACUUUACAACAAUGUGCUCGUGACAAUUUCGCUGUGGUUCCUGACAUACAACAGGCGGCUCGCGCUCGAACUGCGAUAUUAACUUAGUUUUAUGUUGACGACUUCUUGACAAGUUGUGAAAGCGUUAUCGAUGCAGUGGAGCUAGCUAAAAAUGUGGACGCCAUUUUAUCUGCGGGAAAGUUCACCCUAAGAAAAUGGAACUCGAACGAUAGUCAGGUGAUGAUGCGUUUAUCUAAUGAGCAGUCUCUUUCAAGUUAUAUCUUCCAUCCUGGUGAGGCUUCCGUUUUGGGUUUAAGAUGGGACGCACUGUCGGAUCAGUUAUUCUUUCGCGUCGAUCUACGUCAAAGAGGAGAGAUACCCACAAAGCGCCGUGUACUCAGCGAGGUGGCACGACUCUUUGAUCCUACUGGAUUGUUGGCGCCAGUUAUCGUAACUGGGAAGAUAUUCAUUCAGAGACUGUGGUCUACCGGUCUAUCUUGGGACUCACCAUUACCUGACGAUCUUUGCCGUGGAUGGCUGAAGUAUCGGUCACAACUUCCAGAGCUUAAUCAAAUACGAAUCGAGCGGUGGAUGGGCGUGAUUCCACACGUUGAAACAUCAUUUCACGGGUUUUGCGAUGCUAGCUCACACGCGUAUGCAGCGGUGAUUUAUGCGAAGACAUUGCACACAGACGGUUCUGUACGUUUCACUCUUCUGACGGCACGUACCAGGGUAGCACCACUUAAAGCUACUACCAUCCCACGCCUAGAACUUGCGGCAGCGCUACUUCUUACUGAAACAUUCCAGAAUGUACGGGUUUCUUUGGGACUAGUUGACGUUCCCUACUAUCUAUGGUCGGACUCUGCUAUCGUAUUAUGUUGGUUGAGGAAGGAUCCAACAACAUUAAAACCAUUCAUAUCAAAUUGUGUUCGUAGAAUACAGGAGCUGACAUCCCCCACGUGAUGGCAUCACAUUCGUUCUGCUCAUAACCCAGCUGAUUGUGCCAGUAGAGGCAUCACCCCUGGAGAGCUACUAGCACAUCCACUCUGGUGGCAUGGACCUAAAGAAGCAGAGAUGAUCUAUUUGGACAGCAGUGACGUUCCUCUCAGCGAGGAUGAGUCAGAUAUAUUACUCACCGAAAACCGAAAUACGUACAAGUUGAUUACACUCGUGUCACAUCCGUUAUAUACUCGUCGUCCGAAUGGGCACGCUAUUCUGUUAACUGAACGGUUCAGUGAUAUCACUCCAUUGUUUGGAACGAUGGCCAUUAUGCUACGUUGGUUAAGAAACCGUCGACACCUUCGCCAACCGGUUAUCAGUGCUCAGGAACUAGACGUCGCACUAUACACUAUAAUCCGUUUGGAGCAAGAGGAACAUUUUGCAGAUGAAAUCCGUCAAUUGAAGUCUCGUUCAGGUUUGGCAUCUUCCAGUCGAAUCAUGCCUUUAAAUCCCUUUAUAGAUAAGAACCGAAUCCUACGUGUUGGAGGACGCAUUCACAAGGCCGAACUAGGACAUGAUCAACGAUUCCCUAUUAUUUUGCCGAAAUCGACGCCGUUGGUUAAGCUUUUACUACAUCAGGCACAUGAAUCUACACUGUAUGGAGGAACACAACUCAUGCUGCACACUCUUCGUCGCCGCUUCUGGAUUCUGAGUUCCAGGCAAGCAGUCAAGGGUUUCAUCCAUAACUGUGUAGUGUGUCGGCGUCAUAGAGGGGAAGUCCUGAAGCAGCAAAUGGCUUCCUUACCCGGGCAGAGGAUUAGAGCCACUAGGCCGUUCAUCUCAUCUGGUGUCGAUUACUGUGGGCCCUUCACACUACGAAACGGAACGAAACGCUCUCGAACGCUUAUCAAAACGUAUCUCGCAAUUUUCAUUUGUAUGGUCACCAAGGCUGUACACAUUGAGGUGGUUGAUGAUCUAUCGGUACAAGCCUUUUUAGAUGCCUUCACUCGUUUCAUCAGCCGACGCGGUCCCUGUCGAGAUCUAUAUAGUGAUAACGGUACAGCGUUCGUUGGUGCCAACCGACUCUUGAAGGAAGACCUUGCAGCAUGGCAAGGUGAGAAUACCCAGCGAUCGUUAGCGAAUUCGGGCACGCAUUGGCAUUUCAUUACACCCAGUGCGCCGCAUCAAGGAGGCCUCUGGGAGGCGGCAGUGAAAUCCGCUAAGCACCAUUUGGUACGCUGCGUAGGUACGCAGGUCAUGUGGUACAGUCAACUGCAGACGUUGGCUGUAAGAAUAGAAGCCUGUCUAAACUCCCGUCCUAUUACACCACUUUACGACGAUCCUGAGGAGAAACUUGCGUUGACGCCUGCUGAUUUUCUGAUUGGGUCUCCACUACUGGCGGUUCCCGAACAAGAUAUCAAACAAAUCCCUAGCAAUCGACUGAAGCAAUGGCAAUGGAUACGUCAAAUACAACAAGGAUUUUGGAAGCGAUGGAGUGAGGAGUAUCUAACCAUUCUGCAGAGACGAAACAAAUGGUUUCGGCGUACGAGCAAUAUAAGGGUGGAUGAUAUCGUCCUCGUCAAACAAGAGAACCUGCCUCCAACCCACUGGUGUCUGGGUCGAGUGACAACAGUACAUCCCGGAGCUGAUGGAGUGGUCCGCAAUGUCACGUUAAAAACCGCUAGAGGAUACAUAAAACGAGCCGUCCAGAAACUAUGUCUGUUGCUUGAGAAGGAGGAUUUCGAGUCGACCGGGCAGGAUAUUUAGGAUUAUUUACGUUAGUUUUAAGUUUAUUUUCUAAUAAUGUUAAGUCUGAUCUGGCAAUACUGUUUUAUCUAAGCUUUCUAUUUCUCAUCUCUCUUUUAUCAUAUAUUUCUGUUUGUUAUUAUCUCUGUUUGUUAAUAUUUCGAAGUUACGGUAUUUGAAAUUCCUUUGAACUCCUAUAAAUACCGGAGGACAUGUAUGUAAGAAUCUCUUUUCUGAUUGUAACUUAGUGCAGAUGGUACUCAUCUUAAUAAAGCGUUGAGAACUCUACCCGCUGGUAAAAUUAAUUAUUUAACAAAUAGUAUAAUGCAAAAACAGCUAAGCAGUUGAACAAGUGAAAAAAAGGAAACAAUAAAAUACAUAGGCGAUGAACACGCUACGUAUUCUUAAAAUGAAAGGGUACAUAAUACAGACGGUGUAAAAACUGAAGCCUCUUGAACUGCCUUUUUGUUAAGUGAUAAGACCCGUUUCUGACUCAGUGGUUAUUUAAACAAAAAAAUUGCCGCAUUUGCAACCUGAAGAGAUUUAAUAGCUGCCAUCCAGAAAAAACAAUGGUAUGGUGUGGUUUUUGUGGAUCUGGAGAUAGUUGACACUAGAAUACGCCGUCAAAUUCGUAGAUAGCAUGCCUCGGAGAUGCCAGGCAAUUAUCGACGCCGGUGGUGACUGGGCAUAUUAUUGACCAAAUUGCAUCAUUGUUUGUAAUGUGUAUAUAUAAAUAUGAAAGUUUCAUAAAAUGUUUUUUUUUUAUAUGUAAAUUAACUCGACCACGCUCUUACUUUGUAAUGUGUAUAUAUAAAUAUGAAAGAUUCAUAAAAUGUUUUUUUUUUUUAUAAAUUAACUCGGCCACGCUCUUACUUUGUAAUGUGUAUAUAUAAAUAUGAAAGUUUCAUAAAAUGUUUUUUUUUUUUUUAUAAAUUAACUCGACCACGCUCUUACUUGACAGACUGUACCCUUCAAAAUUCUUCUGCCAGUUUAUUUAGAAAUUUUACUUAAGCUAGGUUUUACUAUUCCGGAGCGUAAAUGUAUAACUGGCACGCACUGAUGCAAUCGUAUUUCCGAUAAUUUGGCAAAUUUGGCAUAAGCAUUCGUGAUAAGUUCAUUUUUCGUUGAAGUGAAUUGACAAAAGGCAGGUGGAAUUGAUAUCAAACCACUCGAACCGAAAUUUGCCUAUUUCCAAUUCUUAUCGAAUAUGAUGUAAAAUGUCUUCGGCAACGUAAUUUUGUUCGUAUUCCAAAAUUGACGCGGAUUUGAAGGCUGAUAUGUCGAAAUGACCAUCGCGAAAAGUGUGCGAACUUCAGUGGCAUGCGAAAUAUCAUCAUCAUGUUCCAGCAAUUGUAAUUGCUUGCAUGCUUCUCAAAAAGUUACACACACUCUACCAUUCACAGUACGCAAUGACUCAAAUGAAAUUGAACCACGAACACUUAUCAAUAGCAACCGAAGGUAUUAGCAAUCGUCGUUUUUCGGGUGGAUUAUGUAAAUUCGUCCUAAGGAAUUAGUUGAGAACACACCUGGAUAUCAAUCUACUGGUUGGCCUUACUUUCUGCGCAGCUAUUUCUUCGACGAUGCAUUCCAUGUAUAAUAUCAAGGCAUUUCCGAAUAGAGCAAUGUUCUCGCAAACGAAAUACUGACGCAAGUUGAGAAAGAACUCGUCAAUGUCAAUGUUGUUGGAAGUGUUUCCGCUGGAUGGACUGUAUUCUCUGGGUUGAAAAAUACUCUUCAGCCAUUCUCCAAAUGAACUGCGAGACGCACAAUAGUCGAAAAACGUUCAUGAAUUGAAAAAGUAAAUACCCUACAAAGCACUUUAUUGCAAUCCACGUAUCGACCGUAUCGUUCAAGACCAAUAACCGCCAUAUUGGUUCCUUUGGUGACGUACUUACAAACGUAUUUUAUAGAUUACACCAAACUGCAAUACUAAACAUUGAUAUGAGUUUUGAAUGUGAAUUAGAUAACAGUGGAGAAUACAGUACGAUCCAUAUGUAGUCAACUUCGAUAUUCACUACUCUAAGUUGUAUGGUCGUCUGAUGAGCUACGACGAUAGAGUGGAUAUCCAUCAUUUCCAGUUUGCGAUUCCGAAAGAAAAGCAAGAGUAUAGUGUUUCGUGCAUUUAUUGUUAGACAUACAAACCGAAGUGGGAUUGUAUUGUUCAUGAACCAUACUGGUUUUCAUCACUUCGUUUAAUACGGGAUCUUUCUCUGCAUCAGGAAUUUCCGCAGAAAUGACUUCAUCAAUUUGAUCUGGUGGAACCACUAUCCACCAUCCAAAGAAGAACAUCGUAACUGUUUUUUGAAAAGUCGUGCUGUGCCAACGUGACGAUCGCUUGCUGAUUGACCCCGAUCCAUAAUUCCACACGUAUGCCAUCGCAUCCUGGGAGUACUCGUUCAUGUGCCUUGGCGUUGAUGGCAAAAAGAACACCGACCGAUAUAAGCGGGAUCUCUUCGUGGUUUCGUAACAAAUUUCAAUCUGUUAUUGAACCACCAAUUGGAAGAAGGGAAUAAUUACGAAAAGUUCGAACUGAGAUAAUUAGAAAAAACUGAUUUAGUCUCAACGUAUGGAUCAAAUACCCAUGAUAUGUUAAAAUGUAAUGUAGUUAACAUUGUUGUAAAGAAAAACAAAAGUUAGGGUAGUUUGAAAUUCUUGGAAUUAUUCCCUUUUUCCAAUUUAUGAAAAUAAAGACACAAAUAUUAAAGAAUAUUAGCAUUUAUUAUAUUAAUAACAUAGAAAAUAUAUUGUAUUAAUCCUCAUCUAUAUCAGCACCAUCCAAUGUGUUGUGGGCCAAGACAAAAUCAAAUCAUAAAACGUCUUAUACUCUUCAGGAAUAUAUGGUAUUAUUUUUCGCACAUCUUUCAUCUGUUUUUCGUUUAUGGGUAGUUUUGACCGGUAUGCUUUUUCGUAUUUUAGGAGUAGUUCUUGAUUUUCGGAGCAAAAAAGAUGUCUUUACAAAUCCGUUAAUGAAUUUGGAACAGGUUAAGUAACCUUUAUUACCACUUUUAUACUCAAAAUUUUCAUAUUUUGAUAUUUUAAAAGUUGUACUUUUAUCUAUUGACUUGCAGGUUUUCUUAUAGAACCGCUGCCAUGUUGUUUUAAAAUUCAAUAUGUUCUCUUUAUUAAUGGCUUCAACCAAAAAUACCUUACUUUUAGCUUUCGAAAUCAAGUUGUUGUACUGAGCUGGGACGUAUAUUCUAUCUUUUCUUCUAAUAAGUCUCUUGGCUGUUCCAAAAUUACGAUCACAUUGCAAAAAGAAAUGUCCUCGCCCGGAAAGUAUUGAUUGCUUUCUAAUCAGAAUAAAGCCCAAUUUUUGCGUCGGUGAUAAAAAGAUAGCUCCAUCACUUCCCACUGGAGUCCAAUCGACAGUCAUUCUAGUGGACUGCACAUGAUGAACCGAUUCUCAGGCGUGGAAAGACGAAAAAGUCGGCUGGAAAGGUUAUGACAUCAGUAUUUUGGGAUGCACGUGAUACUUCUUCUUUCUUUUUAAUUGGCGUAGACACCGCUUAUGCGAUUAUAGCCGAGUUAACAACCGCGCGCCAGUCGUUUCUUCUUUUCGCAACGUGGCGCCAAUUGGAUAUUCCAAGCGAGGCCAGGUCCUUCUCCACUUGGUCCUUCCAACGGAGUGGAGGUCUUCCUCUUCCUCUGCUUCCCGCGGCGGGUACUGCGUCGAAUACUUUCAGAGCUGGAGUGUUUUCGUCCAUCCGGACAACAUGACCUAGCCAGCGUAGCCUCUGUCUUUUAAUUCGAUGAACUAUGUCAAUGUCAUCGUAUAUCUCGUACAGCUCAUCGUUCCAUCGAAUGCGAUAUUCGCCGUGGCGCAAAGGACCAUAAAUCUUUCACAGAACUUUUCUCUCGAAAACUCGCAACGUCGGCUCAUCUGUUGUUGAGAUCGUCCAGGCUUCUGCACCAUAUAGCAGGACGGGAAUUAUGAGUGACUUAUAGAGUUUGGUUUUUGUUUGUCGGGAGAGGACUUUGCUUCGCAAUUGCCUACUUAGUCCGAAGUAGCACCUGUUGGCAAGAGUUAUCCUGCGUUGGAUUUCUAGGCUGACAUUGUUGGUGGUGUUUACGCUGGUUCCAAGAUAGACGAAAUUAUCUACAACUUCAAAGUUAUGACUGUCAACAGUGACGUGAGAGCCAAGUCGCGAGUGCGACGACUGUUUGUUUGAUGACAGGAGAUAUUUCGUCUUGCCCUCGUUCACUGCCAGACCCAUUUGCGUUGCUUCCUUGUCCAGUAUGGAGAAAGCAGAACUAACGGCGCAUGCUUUCGUCCAACCAUAUUUUACAAAAAAGCUACUGCAUGCUUCUUAUCAGUUCUUCGCUGUCGUGUUUGAAUAGCUCUGUUGGCAAACCAUCCGCCCCCGCCCCUUUGUUGUUCUUCAGGAGGGUAAUUGCUAUUCAAACUUCUUCAAGGUCGGGUAAUGGAACGUCUACUUCAUCGUCAUCGAUUGGGGAAUCGGGUUCGCCUUCUCCCGGCGUUGUGCGUUCACUGCCAUUCAGCAGGCUGCAGAAGUGUUCCCUCCAUAAUUUAAGUAUGCUCUGGGCAUCGGUGACUAGAUCACCCUUGGGGGUUCUACAAGAGUAUGCUUCGGUCUUGAAACCUUCUGUAAGCCGCCGCAAUUUUUCGUAGAAUUUUCGAGCAUUACCCCUGUCGGCCAGCUUAUCAAGCUCUUCGUACUCAUGGAUUUCGGCCUCUUUCUUUUUCUGUAUCUAUCCCAUUCCGCACGUGUUGUGGGCGAUCGUAACGUUGCGAGGUAGGCAGUCUGUUUUCUGCCGCGACACGCUACUCCUCGUUGUACCAGGUGUUCUUUUGCUUUUCCGAAAACCAAUGGUUUCGGUUGCAGCUGUACGUAAGGAGUUUUAAAUGCCGUCCCACAGUUCCCUUAUACCGAGUUGUUGACGAGUGGUCUCAGCGAACAGGAAUGCAAGUCGAGUAGAAAAUCGUUCGGCUAUCUGUUGUGAUCGCAGCUUCUCGACGUCGAACCUGCCUUGUGUUUGUGGGCGUGCGUUUUUUGCUGCACAGAGGCGGGUGUAAAUCUUGGCUGCAGCAAGAAAGUGGUCCGAGUCGAUGUUAGGACCUCG
Bactrocera dorsalis (oriental fruit fly) is the source of this 11130-nucleotide messenger RNA. RefSeq lists its product as uncharacterized. The record is from RefSeq and is a predicted model, not a curated record. NCBI's taxonomy places the organism in Eukaryota, Metazoa, Arthropoda, Insecta, Diptera, Tephritidae. Gene Ontology annotation, biological process: DNA integration. Gene Ontology annotation, molecular function: nucleic acid binding. The transcript has 2 exons. Bases 4438 to 6069 code for a protein of 543 amino acids.